Molecule: messenger RNA, 291 nt
Organism: Helianthus annuus (common sunflower)
Lineage: Eukaryota; Viridiplantae; Streptophyta; Magnoliopsida; Asterales; Asteraceae
Product: SPX domain-containing protein 4-like
Exons: 2
Coding region: 16-276 (86 amino acids)
Biological process (GO): cellular response to phosphate starvation
Source: RefSeq, a predicted model, not a curated record
UUCAGUGAUGAAUUGAUGGCGAUCCGGAAAGAAUUUGUCACCGUUCACGGCGAGAUGGUGCUUCUUAAAAACUACAAGUCCUUAAAUUUUGCAGGUAUCAUCAAGAUAUUAAAAAAGUAUGACAAACGAACGGGUGGAUUACUGCGUGUACAUUUCACACAACUUGCUCUUCGUCAACCAUUUUUCACAACGGAACCUCUUACAAGAUUAGUCCACGAGUGUGAAGAGAAUCUAGACCUCUUCCCUUUAAAAGCGGAAGUAGUUGAAUCUUUUUAAACAUAUGAUUGUUUU